Messenger RNA from Cladophialophora bantiana CBS 173.52, 1911 nucleotides. RefSeq lists its product as uncharacterized. NCBI's taxonomy places the organism in Eukaryota, Fungi, Ascomycota, Eurotiomycetes, Chaetothyriales, Herpotrichiellaceae. Gene Ontology annotation, biological process: regulation of DNA-templated transcription. The coding region runs from base 1 to 1911 and encodes 636 amino acids. The transcript is spliced from 3 exons. The record is from RefSeq and is a predicted model, not a curated record.
AUGGCAGACGUAGUCGGCCUGAUUCGCAGCAUCGUCGACGUCGCCAAUGCCGGCAUCAAGCUGUCAAUAGCCUUGUACACGUUCUCCGAGACAGUGGCCACCGCCCCCGACCAGAUCAAAAACAUCGCCCGUGAUGUGUCGCUGAUGGCCUCUGUCCUCGAAGAACUCGGAGCCGAUCUCAAACAGGAUGACCAGGCCAGAUUGUACUCUAUCUCGGCUGUCGAGUCGGCCAAAGACGUCGUGGCGGAAUGCGAGGGCGUGUUCAAGGAGAUUGACGCCGUUGUCGCGAGAGCAGUGGAGAGUGCAUCGAACAAUGGGCUGAAGAAGGAAGGAGGCAAGCUGGCUUUAUCUGCCACGGAUAGGCUCAAGUGGCCGUUCCUCCAGCCCGGGAUGGAGGUACUGCAAGGCAAUCUGGAGAGGCUCAAGAGCACGCUCGUGCUGAUGUUGAAUGUCUUGACUUAUGCGAGAGAUUUGAGAGCUGAAAAGAAGACGUCGUCCGAAGACGAAAAUGGAUAUCCGAGGACGCUGCUCGAAAACCUGCUCCGAGCAAAUGAAGAAACUACAAGGAAGUAUCAGCAUCUUCUCAAGACCAUCGGGCCCCAGGACAAGACUGUCGUCCUCGAGCACACCCAAUCCACGAAUUCAGGAGCCAGUGCGCCGGAGGCAUCCUCUGCCGACAGCCCGUUCACUGGGUUGUCCAAGAGCACGGUUUCAAACCAAGAUGUCGCCGUUUCAAGCCCUCAACAUAUAUUCCUUCCGCACCCCGAAUUUGAGUCGAGCAUCAGAGGGUGCCUCAAGCACAUCGAAAGGGCAUUGCUUCAAUUCGAGCAGUCAAGUUCUGUGGCUAGUCACAGCCAGCGGGUGGGAGUGCAUAUCGAAUUGGAGAAAGAAUUCAGCGACUCUCGACACGCUCCAGGGCGGCCAAACCCGUGGGCAGUCCUGUCCAUUGUUCGUAAAGAACAACGGAGUUGGCCUGAGCAGAACGAUACUCCAUUUCACGUGGAGUCAAACACCAGUGACGAUCUAGACAUGUACGCCAGUGUUGCAGCGGGCGCGCUCGAGAGCAUUAAUAUUGAGGACGAGGCCUUGACUGUCGUCCACAGAGUUCAGGAUCAACAUAGGGCUCAGGCUCAAAUAAUCGAUCCCGUCACAGUGGCAGAGAUGCGCGAGAGAGCCUCCCGGGGCGCGGUGACACUAGGCGCUUCGGAGAGCAAGACAGAGCCUUUGGACGCCUCGGCAGCGGGAUUCAGGAACAAGUCUACCAGAAAGCCGUGGUAUUCAUCUGUUUGGGAAUCUCUGCCUUCUCCAACGGCAGCGAUAGAUUCCAUUCAACAGACGGUAAAGAACUCUGGUCUGUUCUUCGGUGUGGAGGAGGAGUCUGAAAAUCCAGAUACUGUGCUUGAAUUCAACAAGCCGAGGGUUGGUGAUGCCGGUGCGUUACGACGAUUCGACUCGACUGGCCCUAAACUUGCAAGAUCCCCGACCUUCGAUGACAUCUUGAAGCCUCCUUCCCCUAUCAAAGGUCGACCAGCACCUUCCUUGCCAGCCACGAGCACAACUCAGGUCCCGGGCCUGGAAGGUGCAGGUAGAUCAGGUACAACAGCUCCUCUACCCGAGGCGGCCGUGGAAGUGGAAUCGACGCAGCAGGAGGCCACGAACCUUCCUUCAACCGAAGAUGCUGAGAAAGACACACACCCCCCUGCUACAAUGGGGGAGGGUUCAGCAGCAGUUCCUGUGUCGACGAACAGAACAGAAAGCCCACCCGCCGAGGCGGGACCAGACGAAUCUUUCAAAGACGAAGUAGAGUCUUCUGGCGAGGACAGAACGGGUAAGGAGGAGGAGGCUGCAGAAGGGGAGCCCGAUGCAAUCGAUAGGUUACUGAACGAAUGGACAACGCUGUAUACCGAGUAA